Molecule: messenger RNA, 774 nt
Organism: Penicillium lagena
Lineage: Eukaryota; Fungi; Ascomycota; Eurotiomycetes; Eurotiales; Aspergillaceae
Product: putative C2H2 transcription factor
Exons: 3
Coding region: 1-774 (257 amino acids)
Biological process (GO): regulation of transcription by RNA polymerase II
Cellular component (GO): nucleus
Source: RefSeq, a predicted model, not a curated record
AUGGGAGACGGCUCUGACUAUCCUAGUCCACGAAGUGAGGGUCCCAACGGAGCCACUGCUGCCUCUGUCCUAGCCGCCUUGCCAGACUCCCUCUCCCCCAUCGCCAGAAUGAAUGACCAAGCUCCCCUGAGCUAUAUGGAAGGGACGCGCCCGCGCCUCUCGGUCCGGCGCGCCAGAGAUCCUCCCAAGAACCCCGAGGGCCAGAUCUACUGCGACCACCCAGACUGCCACACUGCGCCUCCGACCUUCCGUCGCCCGUGUGAAUGGAAUAAACACAUGGACAAACAUGACCGCCCUUACAAAUGCUUUGAACCCGGCUGCGACAAAAUCCAGGGCUUCACGUACUCAGGCGGCCUCCUGCGCCACCAGCGCGAGGUGCACAAGAAGAACACCGAUGCCAAGAAGCCGCUGAUGUGCCCGUACGCCGACUGCAACCGCAGCGCUGGCAACGGAUUUACGCGUCAAGAGAACCUGCGGGAGCAUCUCCGUCGCCGCCACAUGCACACAGACGACGGCUCCAUCGUCGUCGACAUGCCAUGGGAGCGCGGCAAUGAUCUCGAGGGCCUUCCGGCGACGGAUGAGAAUGGCGUCGAUCUGCACAACGAGCUGAAGCGGUUGCGCCGUGAAGUCCAGGAGAAGGAUCGUCGCCUGGAGGAGCUGGAGCGCAUCGUCUCCGGUCUCCAGCAGGCCAUGCCUCAGCCCGAGCCCGAGCCGCAGCCUGUGUCGCAACCACUGGCCACCGCCGUUGCGCAGGCCGCUGCCCCUCACGUUUAG